This is a messenger RNA of Phyllopteryx taeniolatus (common seadragon), 9174 nucleotides long. RefSeq names its product inositol 1,4,5-trisphosphate receptor, type 2 (gene itpr2). Gene Ontology annotation, biological process: calcium ion transmembrane transport. The record is from RefSeq and is a predicted model, not a curated record. Gene Ontology annotation, cellular component: endoplasmic reticulum; membrane. Lineage: Eukaryota; Metazoa; Chordata; Actinopteri; Syngnathiformes; Syngnathidae. Gene Ontology annotation, molecular function: inositol 1,4,5-trisphosphate-gated calcium channel activity; inositol 1,4,5 trisphosphate binding. The coding region runs from base 260 to 8302 and encodes 2680 amino acids. The transcript has 57 exons.
AAAGCAGAUCUCUGCCACUCUCUGACAUACAGGAAGAAGUUCAAUAAGCCUGACAGAAGACGCCACAUCUUGAAGAAGCUCGUUUGAAAUACAUAUACACGUCUUUUGCUCUACUAUAUAGUGGACCUGUUGGCUGAUAAAGUCGAGCAUGAAGAGGGAGUGUUGAUGAUCCGGACGCGGCGCCGUAACCCGUGGAUUACUUCAAGCAAAGACAUGGGGGAAGCAGGGCACGUUUGAAACCGAUCGUCACGUCUCCGAAAUGUCAGAGCACAGGUCCAGCUUCCUUCACAUCGGAGACAUCGUGUCUCUCUACGCGGAAGGCUCGGUGAACGGCUUCAUCAGCACUUUGGGUCUUGUCGAUGACAGAUGCGUAGUCCAGCCUGAUGCGGGAGACUUGGCAAACCCUCCCAAAAAGUUCAGAGAUUGCCUCUUCAAGGUGUGUCCCAUGAACAGGUACUCUGCCCAGAAGCAAUUCUGGAAGGCGAAACAAGGAAAACAAGGAAACAACAACACGCAGGCAGACUUAUUCAAGAAGUUACAACAUGCCGCAGAGCUUGAGCAGAAGCAGAAUGAGUCUGAAAAUAAGAAGCUCCUUGGAGAAGUUGUUAAAUACAGUAAUGUUGUCCAGCUCCUGCACAUCAAGAGUAACAAGUACCUGACAGUGAACAAGCGUCUCCCAGCCUUGCUGGAAAAAAAUGCCAUGCGGGUUUCUCUGGAUCCAGCUGGGAAUGAGGGAUCCUGGUUCUACAUUCAGCCUUUCUGGAAGCUUCGCAGUGAAGGAGACAAUGUGGUGGUUGGAGACAAGGUUGUGCUGAUGCCAGUGAACGCAGGGCAACCUCUUCAUGCCAGUAAUAUUGAGCUGCUAGACAACACUGGCUGCAAAGAGGUUAAUGCAGUCAGCUGCAACACCAGCUGGAAGGUCACAUUGUUCAUGAAGUUUAGUGACUACAAGGAAGACAUCCUGAAAGGGGGAGAUGUGGUUAGGCUCUUCCACGCGGAGCAGGAGAAGUUUCUGACCUGUGACGACUACAAGAAAAAGCAGCAUGUCUUCCUCCGCACCACACUGCGACAGUCUGCCACCUCUGCCACCAGCUCCAAGGCUCUAUGGGAAGUUGAGGUUGUUCACUAUGACCCUUGCAGAGGUGGGGCUGGUCAGUGGAACAGUUUGUUUCGCUUCAAGCACCUCGCCACUGGCAAUUACCUCGCAGCUGAGGAAAACCCUGAAUUCAAAGACAAAACAAUUGAGCCUAAAGGAGAGAAUGAGACUGACUCUGUAUAUUGCAAGAGAAAGCAUCAAGCAGCAGACAAGAUUGCUUUCACGCUGGUUUCUGUCAAACAUGGUAAUGACAUAGCCUCCCUCUUUGAGCUGGAUGCCACCACGCUGCAGCGGGCUGACUGUCUGGUGCCCAGAAACUCUUACGUGAGGCUCAGGCACCUGUGCACUAACACAUGGGUGACCAGCACCAACGUGCCCAUUGAUGCAGAAGAGGAGCGCCCAGUCAUGCUAAAGAUUGGCACCUGUUCUACUAAGGAGGAUAAGGAAGCUUUUGCGAUUGUAUCCGUUCCCCUAUCAGAAGUCAGAGACUUGGACUAUGCCAAUGAUGCCAGCAAAGUCCUGGAGGCCACCGUGAGGAAGCUUCAAUAUGGAAACAUUGCUCAGAAUGAAAGGAGAUUCGUGACUAAGCUGCUGGAGGACCUGGUUUUCUUUGUUUGUGUGGUUCCAAAUAAUGGCCAGGAGGUUCUGUCCGUAGUAACACCUACACCCAACCGAGAGAGGCAGAAACUGAUGAGAGAACAGAACAUCCUUGCCCAGAUCUUUGGUAUCCUGAAGGCUCCAUUCACAGACCAGGGUGAUGGUCCCAUGUUGAAGUUGGAGGAUUUGGGAGACCAGCGCUAUUCCCACUUCAAGUAUAUGCUGAGACUCUGCUACAGAGUGCUGCGACACUCCCAGCAGGACUAUCGCAAAAACCAGGAGUAUAUAGCAAAAAAGUUCUCAAUCAUGCAAUCUCAAAUUGGAUAUGAGAUUUUGGCUGAGGAUACCAUCACUGCUCUGCUGCACAACAACCGCAAGCUGCUGGAAAAGCACAUCACAGCCAGAGAGAUUGAAACAUUUGUCAGCCUUCUGAGACGUAAUAGAGAACCUAGAUUCCUGGAUUAUCUUUCAGAUCUGUGUGUGUCCAAUAAGACCGCCAUCCCUGUCACACAGGAGCUUAUUUGCAAAUUUAUGCUCAACCCCGCCAACGCAGAUAUCCUUAUCCAGACAAAACUAAUCCCUAAUACCGAGACCACCCUGGAGUCCUCUCUGAUGCAGGAGGAUGGGGAAGAAGAGGAGGUUUGGCUGUACUGGAUCGACAGCCACAAGGAGCCUCAUGGCAAAUCUAUCCGCCAUCUGGCUCAGGAUGCCAAAGGCAACCAUAAGAUGGAUGUAGAUAUCAUCACUUACUACAGGUAUCAGCUGAACCUGUUUGCUAAAAUGUGCCUGGACCGUCAGUAUCUUGCCAUCAAUCAGAUCUCCUCUCAGCUUCCUGUGGACCUUAUCUUGCGCUGCAUGUUUGAUGACUGCCUGCCCUACAACCUGCGAGCCUCCUUCUGUCGCCUCAUGCUACAUAUGCAUGUGGACCGCGACCCACAAGAAGCUGUGGUUCCUGUGCGCUAUGCACGCCUGUGGACUGAGAUUCCAUCCAAGAUCACCAUCCAUGAGUUUGAAUAUGAGUCAGCAGAUUCCUCGAGGGAGGAGAUGAAGAGGAAGUUUGCUCCCACCAUGGAGUUUGUUGAAGAAUACCUCAAAGAUGUGGUCAGCCAGCCUUUUCCUUUUGGGGAAAAAGACAAGAAUGAACUCACUCUAGAGGUGGUGAAUCUAGCUCGUAACCUGGUGUACUUUGGUUUCUAUAGCUUCAGUGAGCUUCUGCGACUCACCCGCACUCUACUGGCCAUACUGGACAUUGUCCAACAACCGCUCACUUUCAUGAACAAGCUUAACAAAAGUCCAGAGGCUGGUAACAAUGUCCUGCGUACGAUCCACGGUGUUGGAGAAAUGAUGACUCAGAUGGUGAUGAGUCGAGGUGUGCCACAAGGCCUGCCUGACACGCCUCCCUCACUGCGCUAUGGCAAAGGACACAUGCUUCUGGACAAUGAGGACGUCAUGGUGAUGGACACUAAACUGAAGAUCAUAGAGAUCUUACAAUUCAUCCUGAGUGUGAGGCUGGAUUACAGGAUCACCUAUUUGUUAUCCAUCUAUAAGAAAGAGUUUGGAGAGAAGAGCAUAUCUGAGAGCGCUACUUUACAAACUGACAUGCUUCUGAUCAUCCCACCUUCUGAACCAGACAUUGAUGAGAUUGCGACUAAAGCAGAGAGCAUGUUUGCUGGGAGCUCAGAGUUAAGUGCCGUAGAGCUUGAUGAUGAAGGUGGCCGAACGUUUCUGAGGGUUCUGAUCCAUCUCAUGAUGCAAGACUAUCCUCCAUUGGUGUCUGGCUCACUUCAGCUCAUCUUCAAACACUUCAGUCAGAGAGCUGAAGUGCUGCAGGCCUUCAAACAGGUCCAGCUAUUGGUUUCAGAGCAGGACGUGGAGAACUACAAGCAGAUAAAGGCUGACCUGGAUCAACUGCGCCUAACUGUUGAGAAAUCAGAACUGUGGGUGGAGAAGAAUGGAGUCUAUAACGGUGAAGACCUUGGUGCCAGACAAGGCAAAGAGCAAAACAUAGAGGAGACUGGGUUGAACACAGUCCAUGAUGGAAACGAUAAACCUCAAAUUGACAGCAAUAAGGAAAACAACUAUAACAUUGUCAAAGAGAUCUUGUUGCGGCUCAGUAAGCUGUGUUAUCAUGGUAAAAAGAUCCGCACGCAGCAGCAGAGGCUUCUGAAGAACAUGGGGGCUCAUACUGUUGUCCUGGACCUGCUUCAGAUCCCCUUUGAGAAAAGUGAUGAGAAGAUGAAUGAGAUCAUGACCCUGGCACAUGCUUUUCUGCAGAACUUCUGCAGAGGGAACCAUCAGAACCAAUUUUUGCUACAUAAACACCUCAAUCUCUUCCUCACUCCAGGGUUGCUCGAAGCUGAAACAAUGCGUCACAUCUUUAUGAAUUACUACCAGCUGUGCAAUGAAAUCGGCGACCGCGUGGUUCAUCACUUUGUCCACUGCAUUGAAACGCAUGGGCGUCAUGUUCUGUACUUGAAGUUCCUGCAAACCAUUGUGAAAGCUGAAGGAAAGUAUGUGAAAAAAUGUCAGGACAAAGUUAUGACUGAGCUUGUGAACGGAGGUGAGGAUGUCCUGGUCUUCUACAAUGACCGCUCCUCAUUUCCAGUCUUACUACAGAUGAUGGGCUCUGAGCGUGAGCGCACUGAUGAAGAUGGAGCUCUGGCUUAUCACAACACGCUUGUAGAACUGCUUGCUGCCUGCACCGAGGGCAAGAAUGUCUACACUGAGCUAAAAUGCAACUCUCUGCUUCCGUUGGAUGACAUUGUCAAAGUUGUGACAGACGUCAACUGUGUCCCAGAGGUGAAAACUGCAUAUGUGAACUUUGUCAAUCACUGUUAUGUAGACACAGAGGUAGAAAUGAAAGAGAUCUAUACCUCCAAUCAUAUCUGGAAGCUGUUCGACAAUAUCCUGGUGGAUAUGUCCAGAGUGUGUAACACUACCACAGACCGAAACCAUGCCGAUUUGGCCCUUGAGAAGUAUGUGACAGAGACAGUGAUGGCCAUUGUCACAGGAUUUUUUAGUUCGCCAUUUUCUGUGAACCACUCCAAUCUUCAGACAAAUCAAUCAAUCUUCAUCAAGUUGCUCCAGUCAGCUUUCAGGCUUUACAACUGCACAUGGGUCACUCAGAAGGCAAAUAUUGAGAACUGCAUCAGAACACUAGCUGAUGUCGCUAAGGCACGGGCAAUCGCAAUCCCAGUUGACCUGGAUAGUCAAGUCAACACCUUGUGUCUAAAGGCCCACAACAACAUAAUUCAGCGGGCAGCAAAGGACUGGAGGUGCACUGCUCGCACGCGACCCCGCAAGGAGCAGCUGGGCGGCCCCGACUACAAGACCAUCAUUGAAAAGUUGCAGGGUGUUGUGUCCCAUCUGGAAGAGCAGUUCAGUCCGAUGGUUCAGGCCGAGUUUUCAGUGCUGGUGGAUGUCCUCCACAGUCCUGAGCUGCUGUUUCCAGAGGCCGCUCGCCUACGCUGUGAGAGUGGCGCGUUCAUGUCAAAGCUGAUCAAACACACCAAGAAGCUUAUGGACAAAGAGGAAAAGCUUUGCAUCAAGAUCCUGAAGACACUCCGAGAGAUGCUGGACAAAAAGGAAUGGUUUCAGGAGUCUGGAAAGGAAUUGAGAGAGAUUCUCCUCACACGCUACUUUGGAAAUCAAAGACUUAUUUCCAAGUCAGAGAUUGGGAGUGGAAGCAGCUCACCUGCUUCUUUUGCCAAGCCAACAUUCGGAGGAGGUUCUCUCACAACGGACUUUGAAAAGCCACUCAGUAGUAUAAUGGAGAUCCAGUGUCAGCUGGACAUUGUUGGGGCAUCUGAGCUGGUGAUUGACCUCAUUGUCAACACUAAGAAUGACCAAGUGUUUGAGGAGAGUGUCUUGUUGGGGAUUGCCCUUCUCCAAGGUGGAAAUACACAGAUACAGGACUCCUUCUAUAACCAAUUGUACAAGCAGAAGAAGUCAGAAAGGUUCUUUAAGGUUUUCUACGACCGGAUGCGUUUGGCCCAGCAGGAGAUCCGUGCAACCGUGUCGGUCAACAUGUUUGAGCUCAAUAGCAGAAAAAGAGAUGAUGACACUGACUUUAGUAGUGGCGGAUUCAGAAAAGGGAAAGACUCAAGACUUCAUAUGAGGGAGGACAUGCGAGGGCAACUUAAAGAGGCUUCGUCUGUGACCUCUAAGGCUUUCUGUGCUUUCCGAAAAGAGCUGGAUCCUGACCUUGAAGCCUUGUGCCAGAACAGUGAGGUGAAAGGGGCUGAAGAAGCCUUAGAGGAAACUCGGAUGAGCCAGGCCAUCACUAUUAUGAAACCCAUCCUACGGUUCCUUCAACUUCUCUGUGAGAACCACAAUUAUGAUUUGCAGAACUUUUUGCGCUCACAAAACAACAAGACCAACUACAAUUUAGUAUGUGAGACACUUCAGUUCCUGGACUGUAUUUGUGGGAGCACCACGGGAGGCCUUGGGCUGCUUGGCCUUUAUAUAAAUGAGAGCAAUGUUGACCUGGUUCGUCAAACUUUGGAAACAAUCACAGAGUACUGCCAGGGCCCCUGCCACGAAAACCAGACAUGUAUAGCCAGACAUGAGUCAAAUGGUAUUGACAUCAUUAUAGCGCUGAUUGUAAACCCCAUCAACCCCCUGGGGAAGAACCGCAUGGACCUGGUGCUUGAGCUCAAGAAUAAUGCAUCCAAGCUCCUGCUGGCUAUUAUGGAGAGCCGGCAUGACAGUGAGAACGCAGAGAAAAUUCUCUUCAAGAUGAGACCUGUUGAGCUUGUGGAUGUAAUGAAAGAGGCCUAUGCCCAGGCUCUGGAAAGUGAAGAGGAUGAGGACAGUGCUCUCGACCACAUCAAGCCACUGGAUGUUGGUCAUAACAUUUACAUACUGGCCCACCAGCUGGCUCGACAUAAUAAGAUCCUGCAGCAGAGUCUGAGGCCAGGGUUGAGUUUCGGGACUGGAUCAAGCUUGGACCCUGACAAUGAAAAGGAUGAUGCCCUCCAAUACUAUGCCAAUCACACAGCUCAGAUUGAGAUUGUGCGUCAUGACCGUACCAUGGAGCAAAUUGUAUUUCCAGUCCCCAACAUCUGUGAGUACCUUACCCAGGAGUCGAAAAUGCGUGUUUUCACCACCACUGAGCGAGAUGACCAGGGCAGCAAGGUUAAUGACUUCUUUCAGCAGUUUGACAACCUCUACAAUGAGAUGAGUUGGCAGAAGAAAAUCCGAAAAAAUAAGGCCUUGUUCUGGUUUUCACGCCACAUCUCUCAUUGGGGGAGUAUCUCCUUCUAUCUGGCCUGCCUGCUCAACAUCUGUGUGGCUGUAUUCUACCCAUAUGGAGAUGAAGGGACCUUAUCCAGCUUCUGUUGUCUAUUGCUGUGGGCAGCUUUGGCGGCUUCCAUUGCUUUAUUGCCAGUACUGCCCAAACCAUGUGGCAUCCUCUUUUUUCUGGUCUUCCUCAUUCUGCGUGCCAUUUACACCAUGGGCCUCCGUCCUGCUUUGUUAUUACUGGGUACCGUCAAUUUGUUCAACAAAUUAGUUUUUUUGGUGAGUUUUGUGGGAAACCAGGGGACGUUCACCCGUGGUUACAAAGCUGUCGUCAUGGACAUGCUAUUCAUCUACCAUCUGGGCUAUGCAAUCAUCUGUGUUCUGGGUCGCUUUGUGCACGAGUUCUUUUACAGCUUUCUGCUCUUUGACUUAGUAAUCAGAGAGGAAACGCUGCUUAACGUUAUAAAGAGUGUGACAAGGAAUGGACGCUCUAUUAUUCUGACCGCAGUUCUGGCCAUCUUUCUUGUCUACUUCUUCUCCAUCAUCGGCUUCCUCUUCCUCAAAGAUGACUUCCGCAUGGAGGUGGACCGUCUACCUGCAUCAGGAAAUGGACAUUUAUUCAGUAAAGAUUCAUGUACCAAAGAGGGAUGCCCCGUUUCCUCUAAAAUUGCUGCUGAUGAACACAAGGGAACAGAGAGGGUUUGCGACACUCUGCUCAUGUGUAUUAUCACAGUGUUGAACCAAGGACUACGUAAUGGCGGUGGUGUUGGUGAUAUCCUGAGAAGACCCUCUAAAGAGGAACCACUGUUUGCGGCCCGCGUGGUUUACGACCUGCUGUUCUUCUUCGUUGUCAUCAUCAUUGUUCUCAACCUCAUCUUUGGCGUUAUCAUCGACACCUUUGCAGAUUUAAGGAGUGAGAAACAAAGAAAGGAGGAAAUCCUGAAAACCACCUGUUUCAUCUGUGGUUUGGAAAGGGACAAAUUUGACAACAAGACUGUGUCCUUUGAAGAGCACAUCAAGUCUGAGCACAACAUGUGGCAUUACCUUUACUUCUUGGUUCUGGUGAGAGUGAAGGAUCCCACUGAAUACACCGGUCCAGAAAGCUAUGUUGCCCAGAUGAUAGCGGAAAAGAACUUGGAGUGGUUCCCCCGAAUGAGAGCCAUGUCUCUGGUGAGCAACGAGGGGGAUAACGAGCAGAAUGAGAUGCGAUCUCUGCAGGAGAAACUGGAGAGCACUGUCACCCUGGUAGCUCUGCUCUCUGCCCAGCUGUCUGAGCUCAAGGAGCAGAUGACUGAGCAGAGGAAGCACAAGCAAAGGCAAGGAUUGCUGGGACCUCCGCAGACUAAUCAUCACAUCUCAAACCACUGAGGGUCCCGUAACUCUCACAGGACGCAGUGGAUGGACUCGUGAGAAAAGACAAUAUGAAAGCAUAGAUACGCACCUGUAGUUACUUGGCUGACAGAUGAUUAGUCACUAAGUGCCUUUUGUAUGACACAGCACUCCCUUUUGGGACCACAUGCUCACCAAUCUGCCGUUUGAAGCAAACUAUACAGGUUGUCUGCACCCUUGCAUGCAGAGUGGUUCGACUCUGUGAAAGAUGGAGCUGACUUGGCACACAUCUGCCAGUGUGGUGUUAGUGUGCCCGAUAGACGGUGAAGGGAAUUGUUAUAGUAAGGUUAGUUCUUUGCUGUCUCAGCCCAAAUGGCUCAUUUUCUUGAUGUUGUCAGAAAGUGUACUGCUGGUACCCAGAUCCAUACUUAACUGUGACCUGGAAGGUUUCCUUAUUCAUUUUAGAUUUCUGGUAAGGACAUUUUAAUAACUGGAGUAUUAUUAUUAUUAUUUUUUUUUUUUUACAUUUUGGAGUUGUAAUUUUUGCUGCCUUACUCAUCAUGUUUUAAAACUGGAUUUUGAAUCGUUUAAAAUGCACAUUUUUUCUUACGAAAGGGAGAAACUUGGCCAAUUUAGGGGUAAUACCUUUGACUAUGAUGCAUUCACUGCAAUAUUUUUUUUCUUUUUGAUUUAUUCACAUUUUCACAGAGUAAUAAUUGAAUGUGAUAAAAUGUAUAGCUUGUUACUUGAAAAUAUUCUACGUCUAAAUUGUACUUUGGCAUAACGUGACUGGAGACAAUAUGAACAUUUUUAUUGGGAUGUCAGAUAAGUAAUAUACUAUAUGUUUGUGUGUGUUUUCUUCUACUUUCUUAAACUUUGUCUAUUUAAAUAAAGUGUAUAUAAAAAUGUAA